AUGACGAGCGCCAGGGAGGGCAGGUGGGCGAGCUCGCACAUCGGCCGCCAGCGGGUGCGGGACGGCGCGGUGGUGCUGCCCAACCUCUCGACGCAGGUGGUCCUGGGCGUGCGCCGGGAGGAGGCCGCGCCCCGCGGCGCGCAAACCGCCCGGGAGCUGCGCUCGGAGGACGCGCUGCCGGCGCCGCUCGCUGACGCUCAGACAGCCCGCGCGCGGCGCGCCCAGAGCGCCGACGAGCGCGGGCCGUCACCGCGGCGGCGGGCCACGGAGAGGCGGGGCGCCGGCCACGGCGGCGAGCGCUUCCUGGAGCUCCUCGCCUCCCCGGGCGCCAGCGUGCUCGACGCGCGCGCGCUGGCGAGGCUGGAGGCGGAGGCCGGGCCGGGCAGGCAGCAGGAGGUCGUCAGGCUGCUGCGCACGCUGCGCGACCUGGUCAACGUGCGCGACGGCCUCCAGAAGGGCGGCGCCGCCGAGGGCGGCGCAGCGCCGAGGGCUCCGGAGGGGCAGGACGAGCACCAGCUGGCGGCGCAGGUGGCCUACCUGGAGAAGAAGGUGGUGCAGCUCAGGGGAAAGCUGAAGGGCCGGGCGAGGGACCACCACCCACCCGACCACCAGGACGGGGCUCCGGGCCCAGAGCAGGACCCCCGCGCCGCCAGCCGGGAGGAGCUGAAGGCCCAGGUCCAGGCGCUGCGCGAGCGGAAGGCGCAGCUCGAAGCUGAGGCCCUCCUCGGGGCGCCCCCGCCGGGCGCGGCCGGGCCCGCGGGCGGCGCGGCCACGGAGGACGCGGCGGGCGCGCAGGAGGCCGAGACCGACGCCCUGAGGCGCCGCGCUGAGAAGCUCGAGGCGCAGGUGGCGGAGCUGGCCGCCGCCAAGGAGGCGGCCGCGCGCAGCGCCGAGGCGGCGCGCGCCCUGGUGGAGGCCGCCGAGGCGAGGCUGCAGGAGAUGAUCGUCACCCGCGAGACGGAGCGCAUCCGCCUGGAGGCCGAGCGGGACGCGCUCCGCCGCCGCAUCGACGAGAACCAGCGGUGGCUGGAGGAGGAGGAGGCGCUCGGCGACGUCGAGGACGCCAGCGCCGUGCAGAAGAUGGUGGAGAGCGUGGAGGCCUCCCUGCCGGAGCAGCACUCCCACAGCCGCGCGCCCGCCGUGGAGCGCCGCUGCGGGCGCCGCGCACGGCCGGCCACGAGCAUGCAGGGGCUGAGGCGGCUGCGCGACGACAAGGAGGCCGCCCUCCAGGAGCUGCGGCAGGCGGAGGAGGAGCUGGAGCAGGCGCGGUCCGAGAGCCGCGCGCGCCUGCAGCAGCUCGAGGGGCGCGUGGCGGAGGCCGCCCGCGAGUGCGAGCUGGAGGCCGAGCGGCGUCGGCAGCAGCUCGUCGCGGAGGCUCAGCGGAGAGGCGCAGAGGAUGGGCCCACCGGACGGGCUCGGGACACGGCCACGUUCGGCCUCCACGCAUCACGGCUGCGAGAGUUGUGA
Prorocentrum cordatum is the source of this 1467-nucleotide messenger RNA. The record is from the annotation of a GenBank genome assembly. NCBI's taxonomy places the organism in Eukaryota, Dinophyceae, Prorocentrales, Prorocentraceae.